Molecule: messenger RNA, 1173 nt
Organism: Stereum hirsutum FP-91666 SS1
Lineage: Eukaryota; Fungi; Basidiomycota; Agaricomycetes; Russulales; Stereaceae
Product: acid phosphatase/Vanadium-dependent haloperoxidase
Exons: 5
Coding region: 1-1173 (390 amino acids)
Biological process (GO): phospholipid metabolic process
Molecular function (GO): phosphatidate phosphatase activity
Source: RefSeq, a predicted model, not a curated record
AUGUACGGUCGCAACAACGUGAACGACCCGAGCAAGAACGCCGCCACCACCGGCGGCACCAUUCCGUUCAGCGUCGGAGCUUGGUUCAGGCUGCAUGGCCUCGAUCUCCUUACCAUGGCUGCCAUGGGUGCUCUUGGUCUCGGGAUCUAUGAAGCCUCACCGGCUCCUAGUCGUUCAUUUCCCGUAUUCUUCCAGGAUGGUCAGGUUGUCUACCCUCAAUUUGCCUACCCUAUUCGGAAAGAGGUUGUGCCAAUCUGGUUGGCCGCUCUGCUCGCUUUCAUCGUGCCUUUCGUCUUCUUUGUUCUUUUUCAGAUUCGGAGGCGCAGUGCCAACGACUUUCUGACUACGAACAUGGGUCUUCUCAAGAGUUUGAUCACUGCUGCUGUCUUCCAGGUCUGGCUCAAGUGGCUCAUUGGUGGCCUGCGUCCCCAUUUCCUCGAAGCUUGUCAACCCAACCUCACCCAAGGUUCGGCACCGAGUGGUUCAGGGUUUGCCUCCAUUAUGUACGAUCGCACUAUCUGCACGGGCGACAAGGACACCAUCGACGACUCGCUCGAGUCUUUCCCGUCCGGUCACUCGACAGCUGCAUUCGCCGGCUUCAUUUACCUUUCCCUGUAUUUUAAUGCGCAACUUAAGGUCAUGAGCGCACACAACCCUGCAUACUGGAAAAUGAUCUUGAUGUUUUCCCCGAUCCUCGGUGCAACACUGAUUGCAGGAGCAUUAACCAUCGAUGAAUUCCACAACUGGUAUGACGUAGCCUUCGGAGCCCUCAUCGGCACCUGCACCGCCUUCGUCGCCUUCCGCCAAACCUUCGCCGCCAUCUUCGAUUUCCGGUUCAACCACAUUCUCCUCCCACGACACACCUCCCUCUUCCACCGUUCUCCCCUCUCUGGCGCUGGCUUGCCUUACUAUACCUACCAUGCACCCGCAGCCGCAACUGGCCAAGAUUUGCCGUUCACCCGGGAGGGCGGAUGGGCGAUGAACCAGGAGUCUUAUGUCGGAGCUCCGGGAGAUGCGACGGUCUUGAUGGGCGGGGCUGGUGGUGGAGGGCUUGGUGCGGGCAAUGGCGUUGGCGGUGGAUAUGGCCGUCACGGGUAUGGACAUGGUAAUGGAGCCGGUGCUGCAGGGCCCGCGACGGAUGGGUAUCCACCGAACGCAGCCAGUCGCGUCUAA